UAGGGGUUAGCUUAGUGCAGAGAGUUGACAAAUCCAUAGCAUCCACGUGGCAAAAUAUGACAGUUGAACAUUUAAGCAGAUUAAAUGACACCAGACAAACUCUUUUCCUAUCCCCUGAGCUUCCUUUAAGUCUUUGCCCAGCUCUCGGUUUAUCAAAGUAGAGGAAAGGAAGGAAAGAAAAGAAAGAGAAAAAAAAAAAGGCACUUUCUUCUCAAAAUCUGCACUUUGUUGCGUUUAGAAACGGCAAUGGCUUGAAGAAAGGAGAGUUUUUUUUACAUGCCUUUGUUUCUCUGUUUUUGUUACUUUUAAAGGUGAUGGUAAUGGAGUGUGUUGGAAGUCGGAACUUUGCGGCAAUGGCGGUUUCUACAUGCGCCACGUGGAGGUCUCGGAGGAGAAAUCUGAUGAGGACGAAAACCGCGUUGCGGAGUCAUCAUCGGUUUAUCUCGUUUAAGGUGAGAGCUAGUGGAGCAGGGAGCGAGAGUUGCGUGGCGGUUAAGGAAGAUUUCGCUGACGAAGAAGAUUACAUAAAAGCCGGUGGCUCUGAACUUCUCUUCGUUCAAAUGCAACAGAACAAGGAAAUGGAUAAACAGUCAAAAUUAGCGGAUAAGUUACCGCCGAUAUCAAUCGGGGAUAACGUACUGGACCUGGUGGUUAUUGGUUGUGGUCCAGCUGGCCUUGCUCUUGCUGCAGAGUCAGCUAAGUUGGGUUUAAAUGUUGGACUCAUUGGCCCUGAUCUUCCUUUCACCAAUAAUUAUGGAGUCUGGGAGGAUGAGUUUAAAGAUCUUGGACUAGAAAGGUGUAUUGAGCAUGUUUGGCAGGAUACAAUAGUAUACCUUGAUGAUGAUAAGCCCAUUAUGAUUGGUCGUGCUUAUGGGCGCGUUAGUCGACACUUGCUUCAUGAGGAGUUGUUGAGGAGGUGUGUUGAGUCAGGUGUAGUGUAUCUCAGCUCAAAGGUUGAAACGAUCAUUGAAGGUACAGAUGGCCAUAGUCUUGUAGCCUGUGAAGACAAUCGUGUCGUUCCUUGCAGGCUUGUUACUGUUGCUUCAGGAGCAGCUUCAGGUAAACUGUUGCAAUAUGAGGUAGGGGGUCCAAGGGUCUCUGUGCAAACAGCUUAUGGUGUUGAGGUUGAGGUGGAGAACAAUCCUUAUGACCCAAGCCUGAUGGUUUUCAUGGAUUACAGAGACUAUGCUAAACAAGAAUUUCCAUGUUUAGAAGCUCAAUAUCCAACAUUUCUUUAUGCCAUGCCAGUGUCAUCAACAAGAGUUUUCUUUGAGGAAACUUGUUUGGCUUCAAAAGAUGCCAUGCCUUUUGAUUUGUUAAAGAAGAAGCUCGUGUCAAGGCUAGAGACCAUGGGAAUCCAGAUUUCAAAAGUUUAUGAAGAGGAAUGGUCUUAUAUUCCAGUUGGUGGUUCCUUACCAAACACAGAGCAGAAGAACCUUGCAUUUGGUGCUGCUGCAAGCAUGGUGCAUCCAGCUACUGGUUAUUCGGUUGUGAGAUCAUUGUCAGAAGCUCCAAAUUAUGCUUCUGUAAUUGCAAAUAUCCUGAAGAAGGAUCAUUCCAAGGGCAUGCUUAACAGUGUAAGAAAUAAUGGGAAUAUCUCAAUGCAAGGUAUGCUGUGUGAUUUAUCCUCUGAACGCUUUUUCAAUGCUUGGAAUACUCUUUGGCCACAAGAAAGGAAACGGCAGAGGUCAUUCUUUCUCUUUGGGCUAGCUCUCAUAUUGCAAUUGGAUAUUGAAGGCAUUAGAACAUUCUUCCACACAUUCUUCCGAUUGCCAAGUUGGAUGUGGCAAGGAUUUCUUGGUUCUACUCUUUCUUCUGCUGAUCUCGUUCUGUUUGCCUUCUAUAUGUUUGUUUUAGCACCAAACGAUAUGAGAAUGUGCCUUGUCAGGCACCUAUUGUCAGAUCCAACUGGAGCAACUAUGAUAAGAACAUAUCUCACAAUCUAGAUGUUUAUGCUUUUGGAUGUUGGAUCGCUCCAAGGAAUAUGAAUGUAUUACAAGGAAUCUCCAGAGAUGAUGGCUGGUGUGUAGGUGGCCAAAUGCUGGUCUAUACUGCAUCCUUCAAGGUGACAUUCUGUCCUGUCAGAAUGGCAGAAAAUGAAAAAUAAAAUAAAAUAAAAACUUGAGCCUCUUUUGUACCCCUAAGACAUCUGCUAAUUCCACAGAAGCCCACAGUAAUCCCAGGCCACAGGGUCUAAUCCAUAAAUAUUCUAGACUUAGAGGAGUUGUUCCCCUUCCACUCAAGUUAGUGAUGAGUGGUGACAUUUAAUUUAUUUAUUAGCUUUUUAGUCCACAACUCCCGAGAAUCUCGCAAGCUUUUCUUCAUGCUUUUCAGCAUUUGAAUUAACUUAAUCCAUUAUAUGAACACCUUUCAUGGGCAUCGUGACUAGGCAGCAAGACAAACAUUAACAAUCAACUCAAAAGUCAAAGCAGGAAAUAAAUAUAGAAAGAAAUGCUUGAGAUAAUUGGAACAAGCAAAUUAAAACUGUUCUUGUCACGAAUCCUAGUUGGGUAUUUGUUCUCAUUAGCAACUAAACAUGGGUUUUUCUUUUUUUUUUUUUAAUA
Molecule: messenger RNA, 2564 nt
Organism: Durio zibethinus
Lineage: Eukaryota; Viridiplantae; Streptophyta; Magnoliopsida; Malvales; Malvaceae
Source: RefSeq, a predicted model, not a curated record